Messenger RNA from Saprolegnia diclina VS20, 757 nucleotides. RefSeq lists its product as hypothetical. The coding region runs from base 94 to 714 and encodes 206 amino acids. The transcript has a single exon. The record is from RefSeq and is a predicted model, not a curated record. Lineage: Eukaryota; Oomycota; Saprolegniomycetes; Saprolegniales; Saprolegniaceae.
AAGCCGAGCCUCGGGAUCUACGUGCACUCGAAAGUGCUCUUGGUCGACGAUGUCCUCGUCUCGAUUGGCUCGAGCAACUGGAACGUCCGCAGCAUGACGUCGGACGCUGAGAUUGGCCAGGAAAUUGUCGACACGACGCACGUCAUUGUCGAAGAUAACAUUCAAGUUACCAAGCUCGCACGCGACUUUCGCCUCAGCAAGUUUGGCGAGCUCACCAACUUUACUGUCGACUUUGCCAACCUCUCGUUUCUGCAAGCCGCGAACGCCCUCGAGACGUACGCCCAGCAACGCGACGCGUGGAUCGAGCCGUACAUGCUCUACGAAAAGCCAUAUUGGGCCAUUUACAGCGCCGGCGCCAAGAACCUCGUCGACGGCGACGGGCGCUGUACAAGCGGCGUGCCAUUGAGUCUCUGCCAGAAUGACUCGUGGCUACAGACGCAGUACCAAGUGAUUCAGAUCACGUGCGGCUGCGAACUCGCGGGCCUCGCUGUCAGCAUGUGCGACAACAUGACCACCUACCUCAACGCCGGUCAAGCCUCGGCCGAGGCGACGUUCACCAACAAGGCGCUUUUGUACUACGGCGGGAUCUUUGCCGGCGUCUCGGUUGGCGUUCUUCUCGUGGCGGGCUGCGGCUGCUACUACGGACGCAAGUGGCAUCGGAACCGACGCAAACAAGCGGUGAGCCCCACAACCAAGACUGUCGAGAAAGAGUAGCCAAUGUAAGCCUGUAGUAUCGAACCAUUAUUCCAGUUUGGUG